Messenger RNA from Miscanthus lutarioriparius, 849 nucleotides. NCBI's taxonomy places the organism in Eukaryota, Viridiplantae, Streptophyta, Magnoliopsida, Poales, Poaceae. The record is from the annotation of a GenBank genome assembly.
AUGAAGCGCUUCUUCCAGCCCGUGCCCAAGGACGGCUCCCCGUCGAAGAAGCGGCACGCGGCGGCCGCCGAACCGGGCGACGGCCCCGCCUCAGCCGGCGCCGCCACCGGCGCUGGCGCUGGCGGGGAUGGAGAGGGGAGGCCCGCCGAGGAGCCGCGCAAGUUGCUGACGUGGAACGCCAACAGCCUGCUCCUUCGGAUGAAGAGCGACUGGCCCGCUUUCUCGCAGCUCGUCGCCCGCCUCGACCCCGACGUCAUCUGCGUCCAGGAAGUGCGGAUGCCAGCGGCUGGUUCCAAAGGGGCACCUAAAAACCCCAGUGAACUAAAAGAUGACACAAGCUCUUCACGGGAUGAAAAGCAGGUUGUUCUGCGUGCUUUGUCAACUUCACCCUUCAAAGACUACCGUGUCUGGUGGUCUCUUUCAGAUUCAAAAUAUGCUGGGACAGCUAUGUUUAUAAAGAAAAAGUUUGAGCCUAAGAAGGUGUCUUUCAACUUGGAUAGAACAUCUUCUAAGCAUGAAACCGAUGGGCGCGUUAUAAUUGCGGAAUUUGAAUCAUUCCUCUUACUAAACACUUAUGCUCCAAACAAUGGAUGGAAGGAGGAGGAAAAUUCAUUUCAAAGAAGACGUAAGUGGGACAAGAGGAUGCUGGAAUUUGUUCAACAUGUGGACAAACCCUUAAUCUGGUGCGGGGACUUGAAUGUCAGUCAUGAAGAAAUCGACGUCAGCCAUCCUGAUUUCUUUAGCAGUGCUAAGCUCAAUGGAUACACCCCACCCAAUCAAGAGGACUGUGGGCAGCCAGGAUUCACCCCAGCAGAGAGGCGGCGCUUUGGCAACAUAUUAUUCCAGUAG